AUGCCUAUACUGACAGGGAAAUAUUUCUUACUAGCAGGAUUAUCAAGCAGGGUAGAGCAGGCAGUUGAGGCGGAGCAAGCAGAGCAGGGCAGGUGGGCGGACCAGGGAGGUGCACAGACACGACAAACAGCAGAAAUGGCCGAGGAAGAGAAGGGAAGAAGGAGCAGCGUGGAACAGAACAGAACAGAGCCAGAUGUUAAAAAAAGGGCAAGAACAACACACUGCGGAUUGACUUCUGGAAUCGCAGAGUUGGCGAUACUUGGCAUUUAUAGAAUGGAAGAAUCCAUACUGUUUGCCCUCAGCCUGAAGCUCCUCCCGUAA
Morchella sextelata is the source of this 321-nucleotide messenger RNA. RefSeq lists its product as uncharacterized. Lineage: Eukaryota; Fungi; Ascomycota; Pezizomycetes; Pezizales; Morchellaceae. The coding region runs from base 1 to 321 and encodes 106 amino acids. The record is from RefSeq and is a predicted model, not a curated record. The transcript has 5 exons.